UGUUUGUUUGUUUGUUUGUUGGCCGGUGGACUCCGCCCUUACAUAAUGUCGGAGCGGCGGCGUCGGUGGGAAGGUGAUUUCCUGGAGAGCCGCCGCCGCCACCGUGAUUUCUUCCGGGUUCCCGUCUGUCUGUCCGUCCGCCCGGCCGCUUGUUUGGGUGUAUCCGCGGACGGCUCAGCGUGACGCCGACCCACGCUCCGCGCUGCCAGCCGCCGUGUUGCGCCGGAUUAUGUGACGGUUCGCGUGGGAGUGCUAUGUCAGAGCCUCCACGCAGAUGUUGCGGCGGUAGAGGAGGGUAAAUACCUUUUCCGUGACUGCAUUCCGACCUGAGACACCUGUUGCGCCGGUUUCGACACACAGGUGUCAGUUUCUUCAGACAGGCUGCUACUCGGGAGUAUAUUGAAACUUUUCCUCUUUCUUUUAUGUUUUGAAUCACUUUUCAACGUCAAAAGCAGCCGAAUUAAAAGUUGGGAUGAAAGUCACGGUAACUUUCGGGGACACCUCCGUGGUGGUUCCCUGUAAACCUGGAUGGACCGUGCGGGACUUAGUCGAGCAAGCCACGCGAAGGUACCACAGGAUUGUGGAGCAGCAUGGGGGGAGCGAAGUGAGGACCCACCACUUGGAGUAUGGCGAAGGAGGGAUCCUGGACAUGGACGACCUGGUGAGCGAACUGGUUGAAGACAGAGACAAGCUGGUGGCCGUGUUCGACAGCGUCCAGCAGCAAAGGACGGACACCCCCACAGAUAACAUGUCCAACGGGUCCAGCAGCUCCAACCCCAGCCCAGAACCCAUGCACUACUACCCCCACCUGCAGUACCAGGACCCCAACGCGGGGGAGAUCGAAGUCAACGAGGCCAGUCUCAAAGCAAAUACACCUCUACUGGUGAGGAGCAGCAGUGACUCUGCUCUGGCUCCGCCUCACGAGAUGAGGGCCACACCCCCUCCAGAUCACUAUGGCAACGCAGCUCCUGAACAGGAAACCAAGCCUGUGCUGAAAGGCUCCUUGGACCCACAGAGCACAGACGAGCGCGCUGCCAAGAUGAGCCACGUUACCUUCAAUUCCCUCACAAAGACAGUGGAGUUUCCGGGCGACCGGGGACCUCUGGGCAUCCACGUCGUCCCAUACUGCUCCUCCCUCAGCGGACGGACGCUGGGCCUUCACAUUAAAGGCAUCGAGGAAAACAGUCGCACCAAGAGGGAGAAUAUCUUCCAAGAAGACGAGUGCAUCGUGCAAAUCAAUGAAACGCCACUUCAGGACAAGACCUUCGCACAGUCUCAGGAAGUGUUCCGCAAGGCGAUGGGUGCCCCGGUGGUGCGCGCGGAGAUCCUCCCUUUGGCCAACAAGCAGCGCUACGAGAAGAGGCUGAUAGGCCAGCUGUUCCCCGGGGAACUCAAAGAGACCCUCGCCAAAGCAAACAGCCCAGUGCUGCUGCGGAGUAAGGCCGACCCCCAGCCAGAGCCCAAGCAGGACGCCAAACCCAACGGCAAACAGGAGUCCAGGCGGCCGGUCCACACGCUUCCAAGACCCCCGGAGGCAGCUGCCGUGACCCUGCCCCCAGUGGAGUCCCGGCCCGUCCACGCCGCCUUGGAGAGGAUCUCGCCCACUCCUCCGGCCAAAGCGGCCAGCCCCUCACCGACGCCCAGCAGCCCCCUGCCCAGUAAGAGCCCCGUCAUGCCCAGCCUCACCAGAGGGAAGGGUGGCAAGAGGAUCAAGAUCGACCUGAAGAAAGGUGCAGAGGGUCUGGGCUUCACCGUGGUGACGCGGGACUCCCCUAACGGCCAGGGGCCCAUCCUGGUGAAGAACAUCCUGCCGCGUGGCGCGGCAGUCAAAGAUGGCCGCCUGCAGCCAGGAGACCGCAUCCUGGAGGUGAACGGUGUAGACAUGACAGGCCGUAGCCAGGAGGAACUCGUGGCCAUGCUGCGCAGCACCAGGCAGGGAGAGAGCGUGUCUGUGGUGGUGGCUCGUCAAGAAGACAUCUUCCUGCCUCGGGAGAUGAAAGGUGAAGACACCAAUAGCCUGGCGAUGGGAGACGGCAGAGAGCAGCUAAUGUACGAGAUCCCGCUCAAUGAGACCGGCUCAGCGGGCCUGGGGGUCAGCCUGAAGGGCAACAAGUCCAGGGAGACCGGGGAGGAUCUGGGAAUCUUCAUCAAGUCCAUCAUCCACGGAGGCGCUGCUUACAAGGAUGGACGGUUGAACGUAAACGACCAGCUGAUAGCAGUAAACGGCAAGUCACUGCUGGGUCACUCAAACCAUGCUGCCAUGGAGACGCUGAGACGCUCCAUGUCCUCAGAGGGAAACGCCAGGGGCACAAUCCAGCUUGUAGUACUUAGUGCAGCCAGACAGAUCUUCGGCAGCCCUGCGCCCGGCACGCCCACGUUCGCCGCCGCCACCCCAUUGACCUCUAACAGUCAGGAGCCCCGGGGCCACGAUGCACACCAGAGGCCGUCGGGACCCCCCAGAAACCCCAAGGCAGAGCCCACCAUGAACGGCGCCAGCAACUAUGAGAACCCCGGCUACGGAGGUGCGUCUUAUCCUGCUGCAGCCACCAACGGCAGCGCCGGUCACUACGGCAACGGGGACGAGAACUCAGCGCAGGGCUUCCCCCCGCCGCCCUCCCCCACCACCAUGAGAGAAAUGAAUAGAGACUUACCGCUAACUCCCCUGCAGCCCAGCGGGUUUCAGAAGCCGCCCCACAAAACGGAAGCUUUCUACAGCCAGAUGAUCAGCGACGAGGACAACGUGCCUCGCAACAGGGCCUCCAAGAGCAUGGACCUGUUGGCUGAUGAGAGCAACAUGGGGCGUCUGGAUGAGCACAGGGAGCCUUCGCCUGGCGGAGCGCUGGGCCCCACCCUGGGCCUCUGGAAGUCCAGCUCCCUGGAGAGCCUCCAGACGGCCGUGUCUGAGGCUAAGAGGAGCCACGUCCAGGAGCAGGUCCCCUUCCACCGCCCGCGAACGCACAUGGUGCGGGGCCGCGGCUGCAACCAGAGCUUCCGCAACGCCAUCGACCGGUCCUACGACGGCCCUUCUGAGGAUGAUGACGACGUGUCGGAGCAGAGCUCCGGGUGCGAGACACCCGUCAGCAGCUCCUCCCGCCAGGACCUGACCGCCGACGACGGGAAGAAGAAGAAAAAAAACGCCCUGAAGAAGAAAGAGAAGAAGAGCAAAGGGAAGAAGAAAAGCGAGUCGGUGGAGGAUCUGGAGAAGAAAGGCAAAAAGAAAGGAUUUGCACUCUUAAGGUUUGGGAAGAAGAAGGAGGACAAGAGCAAAGAUGCAGGAAAGCCACCCAAAAACAAGCUGGAGGCCCUGAGCGAAGAGGAGCUGGACAGAAUCCCUGACAUCAGAGACGGCAAUGACCCUCGGUACAUGGAGGUCCGCCCCGGCCACGCCACCCCCGAUUUCGCCUUCCCUGACGUGGAAGAUGACGACAGCGACCCCAACUACGCCCGCAUCAACAACUUCCGGCAGCCGCCGCCGUCGCCGCAGACGUUCGGCCGCGGGCGCUCGCCGUCGCCGCCGCUGCAGCCGGGGCCCAGCCUGCCGCAGGCGCCCCCUGAGAGCCUGGACGGGCUCUACGCCAAAGUCAACAAGAGCAGACCCCCCCCCGCUCUACAGAGCCAGCAUCAGAGCCAGGCAGACAGUGAUCAGUUCGUCCAGGGGGUGCGCAGGGACUACCAGCAGGCCCGGGCGGCGCCGGUGUACGAGGAGCUGGACGCAGCGCGGCGCCGAGUCCUGGACAACGACCCCAACCGGAUGGCACCCAGAGGAGCCGAGUCCCGGCCCGGGCACCGGUACGAGGAGGUGGACCUGAAGUUCUCCACGCAGCCCAGGCGGGACCCGUACGACUACCCCACCCACUCCAGGCCCGUCCUGAGAGACGCAGCCCUCCACCCCAGCCAGCACCAGCACCAGCACCAGCCGGGGCCCGGCAACGAGCGCUACUACCACUCGGCCCCCCGCUCCCGACAGCAGCACCAGGCGGCGGGACGCCAGGACGUGCCCCCCUCGCCCGCGGCGGGCCGCAGGGGGCGCCAGCCCCAGGAGGCCGGCGGGAGGCGGGGGGACGGCUACCGGCAGGCCAGCCCCGGGCGCUACACCAGCCCCGACCGCUACGGCUACGAGGACGACAGGAAGGCCGACCCGAGGCGGAAGAACCCCGUGAUCGGCGCCGUGUGACCCGCGUGAAACGCCCGCAUCCCGUUUUGGCGUAGGUCUGUGUAAUGUGUGAAGUGACGUAGACGUGUGGAGUUAAUCCGGUGCCAUAUGUUGUUUAGAAUCGAAUCCACUGCAGCAAACUGAGCUUGUAAAGCCGCGCGUUACGAGCGUUUUUUUUGCACAAUCGGCAAUAAAGUUGAAGAAAAUAACACGGCGUCACCUUGACGGUGCGGCAGCAGAGGAGACACAGGAAGCUACUGUGGACAAACAGGAAAAGGAAGCGACCUCCUUCAAAGAGUCGCCUCGUCCUUGGUGCUCGGCCACUUGGACUUCCUUCUUUUCUCUGAUUAUUUAAGCGUUUACUGUACAUUUACCCACCCAAAUGCAUGGCUAAGGAAUUCCGUGAUACCUUUGUGGUGUUUUUAAUAAACUGCACUCGUCUUGAUCCAGUGGAAAUAAGAGGUGUGACUCCUCGUGGAGCUGAUUGAACUGUGUGACUCGUAUAUCACUGUUUAAAGUCUGUGCACUGAAAAGCCUUGAUUCAAACGUGCUGUUAAAUAAAUGUGAUUUCUUUUUUUUUUCUUUUGUAUGAAUAUUUUGCAUUAAACAUUUUGAAAUCUA
Molecule: messenger RNA, 4774 nt
Organism: Betta splendens (Siamese fighting fish)
Lineage: Eukaryota; Metazoa; Chordata; Actinopteri; Anabantiformes; Osphronemidae
Gene: pard3ba
Product: par-3 family cell polarity regulator beta a
Exons: 24
Coding region: 473-4174 (1233 amino acids)
Biological process (GO): establishment of centrosome localization; intracellular protein localization; establishment or maintenance of epithelial cell apical/basal polarity
Cellular component (GO): adherens junction; cell cortex; apical plasma membrane
Molecular function (GO): protein binding; phosphatidylinositol binding
Source: RefSeq, a predicted model, not a curated record